Messenger RNA from Fusarium musae, 1026 nucleotides. RefSeq lists its product as uncharacterized. Lineage: Eukaryota; Fungi; Ascomycota; Sordariomycetes; Hypocreales; Nectriaceae. The record is from RefSeq and is a predicted model, not a curated record. Bases 1 to 1026 code for a protein of 341 amino acids. Gene Ontology annotation, cellular component: mitochondrial inner membrane. The transcript is spliced from 2 exons.
AUGACUGUCCGCCAGGGCCCUGCGCGACUUGCGCAGAGGCUUCCUGAGCUGUCAAAGACUGCUUUCCGCAACACCGCAUCCGCCCGAAGCUUCCACGUCCAGUCCAAGCCCACAGCCAACUUCUUCACAUCGCGCGUCACAUCCGCAGCCACCCGCAAUGCUUUCCAACGAACAGGCCGCGCUGGUGGUCGAUCAUAUAACCAACAGGCUGCGGGAGCUGCUACAGCGCCUCAGUCGACCAGCCGACGACUCUUGGUUGGAGGUGCCAUCUUUGGUGGUACACUUGUUGCCAUCAAUGCUGUCUUCAACCGGGAGACCCGUGAGGAUGGUGGCAUGCCCGUUUACGAGCGCGAAUACUUGAACAACACUUUCUUGCACACUGGACUCGGAAUUGGUAUCAUUGGAUUGACGGCUCGACAAAUGGUUCAGACCGGCUUCGUCUACCGAAUCAUGGUUACUAACCCUUGGGUUGUUGGAAUCGGUGGUCUCGCUCUCAGCUUCGCCACCAUGAUUGGAACUCGAUCUAUCAGCCCGGACAACUACAUCCCCAAGUACGCCCUCUGGACCGCUUUCAACGCCACCCAGGCUGCAUUUGUGGCUCCUCUACUCGCCUUCGUUCCUCCUGCUCUCCUUGGACGUGCCGGUCUCUACACCAUCGCCAUGAUGGGUGGUCUUGCCGUUGUCGGUGCCACUGCUAAGCAGGAGAAGUACCUCUACAUUGGUGGUCCUCUCCUGGCUGGUGCCGCCAUUGUCGCUGCUUCUGGUCUCGCCCCUCUCGUCAUCCCCGCCACCGCCAUCCGAACCCUUGCCUUCACUGAGAGUAUCUGGUUGUACGGUGGUCUUGCUGUCUUUGGUGGAUUCACUCUGUACGAUGUCCAAAAGGUCCUCCACCAUGCUCGUCUCGCCCAGGCUGGUGUCAUCCGCCGUGACCCCGUCAACGAGAGUAUCUCUCUUGAGCUCGACUUCCUCAACAUCUUCAUUCGCAUGGUUCAGAUCCUGAUGAUGCAGCAGAACCGACGCAAGUAA